Molecule: messenger RNA, 4203 nt
Organism: Nothobranchius furzeri (turquoise killifish)
Lineage: Eukaryota; Metazoa; Chordata; Actinopteri; Cyprinodontiformes; Nothobranchiidae
Source: RefSeq, a predicted model, not a curated record
CUGGGAGGGCUGCCAUUAUUGAUAUAUUUCCCUUUUCUGGCCACCAGGGGAGCUCAACAGGCAUGGGGGCGCGGUUUGUAGUGGUUGUGGCUGCAGCUAGGUAAUAUUCCACUUUAGUUUCAAAACUCGCCUGAACCCUGACAGUAGUAUGAACUCUCCUCCUAAAAUCACCGAGAUGGUUUUCUCGUGCUCAGCGAUGGGCUGCACGAACCGCCAGGGGGAAUACCCAAAUCUGAGUUUUCAUCGUUUCCCGAAGAACGACCGAGAACGGAGGUCCAAAUGGACAGCAGCAAUCCGCAGGAAGUACUGGGAGCCCGGGCCAUAUGCCAGGGUCUGUGGCGAGCAUUUCAUCCUGGGGAAAAGAAGUGAUGAUCCCAAUCACCCCGACUACGUGCCAAGUAUAUUCAGCUUCUCUUCCCCUUCUGCUCGAGCUCAGGCUUUAAAAACGAAGGAGAACCAUUUGAAACAGUUGGAAAUGAAGGAGAAAAAGCCGAGCGACACUGAAGAAAAGGUAGUUCCAUUGGCUGAAGCUGACGCCACAGAGGCCACGGAUCACAAGCCACCUUGUGCGCUCUACUUUACCAAAGUCACGCAUCAGAACCCAGCUUCUGAUGUUCCAGAACCCACUGCUCUUCCAAAGCAGCAUCACAGCUCAGAGUUCAGAGCUGACGCCAAAGAAGCUGUGCCUCAGAUCCCAGCUUUUACACUCUUCAUAACAAACGUCCUUCAACAGAACCCUGGUAUCGCUGCUCUUCCAAAACAGCAGCCCAGCUCAAAUGUCACGGCUGAGGUUGCAGAUUGUGGUCAUCGUAACCCACCUUCUAAUGUGCCUGAUACCCUUGCACUUCUAGACUGGCAUCACAGUGUUCCUGGACUUGGGCACCAAAACCCAACCCUUAAAGUCUAUGCUUCCACUGGUCUUCAGGACCAACAUCACAGCCCAGAAUCCAGAGUUGAUGUUUCAGAACUCAUACAUCAGUGUCCUCAGAUUAAAGCUGAGCCUUCAGAACACGAGCAUCAAAUCUCAAAACUUGCGGUUCUCAAAAUGGAGGUGCAGGCAGACGAGGCCCUCAGUGGUAUAGUGGACGUACACAAACUGGUGCAGUCUUUAAAUACAGAGUGCCAGUUCCUGAAGGACAAAGUUUGUGAGCUAGAGACAAAGUUGAAACACCAAACGUUUCAGAUUUCACUUACCAGUGAUGCUAAAGUGGAAUACUUCACGGGACUUCCUAACAAGCGGAUGUACGAGUUGUUAUUAACUUACGUCUCAUCUGUUUUUCCUUCGUCUUGUUCUCUUGAGCCCUCACAAGAGCUGCUCAUGACACUUAUAAAGCUGCGCCUCAAUCUGACGGAUGAAUUGUUGGGUCACCUCUUUGGGACUGAACAGUCGACCGUAUCAACCAUCUUCCAGCGAUGGGUAAAAGUGGUGGCGGACAGGCUUCAGUCCCUUGUGCUGUGGCCCGACAGAGAGGAGUUCAGACGCAGCUUGCCAAAAUGCUAUCAGUCCAAAUUUAAAAACUGUGUCAGCAUUGCACACUGCCUUGAGGUCCUGGUAGAACCUGGAGCUGAAACACAUACCAGUGACAAGGAGCAUAACACGGUGAAAUUUCUCAUCUCCAUCACUCCCGAAGGAACCAUCUCUUUUGUGUCCAAACCUUCGAAGGACUGUAUCUCGAACAGAGUCCUCCUUGAAAACGUUGAGUUUCUUCAGAACCUGCAGCCUAGAGACUUGGUUCUGCCUGCUUGGGGUUUCGAGGCCAAUGAUCGUGGUGGCCUGUUCUGUGCAGAGGUGGAAACAUCUCUAACCGGAGGAAGUGUGAAGUGGUUCAACUUCAGAUAUGUUGCAUCAUCAGAGGAAAACGUUCAAGUGAAGGCUCACGUGAAGAGACUGAUUGGGAUGUUGAGACAGAAAUACCCCAUCCUGGGAUCAACUGUACCUCUUGGCUUGGCGAAACAGAUUGUCGUCAUAUGUAGUGCGCUUUGUAAUUUGUGUGAAACUUUUGCUUCAGGAUGAGUGAUGCGUAGUCUGUCUCUGUGAGACGGUUCUGGGUUUAAUAUGAGGACAUGUGUGGAGUACGGACAUUCAGGGACUUGGUGAGUCUAAAUUGAUGCAAGCAGGGACUGAGUGAAUGGGUAUGUAUGAAUGUCAAAGUAUUGAUUCAUUUUUAAGGAAACUGACAAUAUUCAUAAGCCUUAAAGUAGAAAUUUGGUUUUAUUUUAAAUUUGGGAGUCGGGUCGCGGGGGCAGCAGCCUGAGUCGAGAGGCCCAGACUUCCCUCUCCCCAGCCACUUGGGCCAGUUCCUCCGGGGAAUCCCAAGACAUUACCUGGCCAGGUGAGAGACAUAGUCCCUCCACCGUGUCCUGGGUCUACCUUUAGGUCUUCUCCCGGUUGGACGUGCCCGGAAAACCUCACCAGGGAGGCGUCCAGGAGGCAUCCUGACCAGAUGCCCGAGCCACCUCAACUGGCUCCUCUUGAUGUGGAGGAGCAGCGAAUCUACUCCGAGCCCCUCCCGGAUGACUGAGCUUCUCACCCUAUCUCUAACCCCGGGUUUCCACAGGAGCCGUCAGCAGCACGUUACUGCAGCAGCACGUCUUGCUCGCGUAAGCUGCUGCUUGGCCCUUCCCACGAGACGCGAAGCAGCAGGGGAGCAGCUGUCACCGACAGAGCACAAAGUCACACGAGUGACUUCGUCAGUAAACACAACAACAAGCAGGAGAAAAUUACAACAUGGUUCGUGUUUUAUGUUCUGUCCGUUUUAUAAUCGCCAAUACGGACCUGAAAAACAAAGGAGACCGCUAGCUAGGUGAUAACUUCUCACGGGGCCGCACAGUUAGUAACCUUUUUUAAAAGUAAAGCAACCGGAAAGCAGUACGUUCUUUAUUCUGAAAAUCUCGGUAGCUUCGCUCCAUUUCUGCGUCCGAUUUCCUGUCUUUCCUUCCCUAAAAAUGUCGAACUUGACCCGUUUCAGAGGCGUCGCGCGUAGAAAAUAGAACCGGCGCGUAAAGGCUGCGACAUGCUGCUCCUGAGACGCGGCCGACUCGCGCUGCUGACGGCUCCAGUGGAAAAGGUUCCGUUGACCACAGCGGUUCCUAUCAGCAGCUAUGACGUGCUGCUGCAGUAACGUGCUGCUGACGGCUCCUGUGGAAAGCCGGGGUAAGGGAGAGCCCAGCCACUCUGCGGAGAAAAUUUGGGAAACAAAUUGUUAAAAUUCAAAUAAGCUUUUUUUCUUUUACUUUGCGUGUUUGAUCACCCCGUGCCUCGGUUUCCUGUUAUCCACAAAGUCACUCGCUGAACUGUAAGUAUUUGUUUUUACAGUGCAUCUAACAUGCUUCUAAAACAGUUCAAUUGUUUGAAUCAACAGCACUUCAGAUAUGGAAUUCAUACUAAUUUUAUCUAGAAUUGGUUCUAUUUUUGUCUGUUUUUAAGAUUUCGUGACACGUUCCUGUUUUACUAGCGACCAUGCUGUGGAUACAAAUAAGUUUCUGUAUACGUGUUUAAUGUUAGAGCUGCAAUUUGAUCAAAUAAAUUCUCUACUACUCAUUACAAACAUGCAAACUUUUCAUUCACCUCUUAACUAUACUUUAAACACAAUCAUUUGGUUUGUUUACCAUUGUAAUUCUGCCAUCUAUUGCAUGUACAAUGCUCUUCACGUUGGCACAGUAGUUUUUUUUACCAUCUUGUUUUUGCACAGCAACUGAGGCUCAGCUUUAAUAGAUCGUAAGCAUGAUAACUCCAAAAUGCUGGAGCCAAGAGUUUGUAAACAUGGUGGCUCUCCCUGAUUUAUUAAUAAUGCAGAGCCUGAUAUAUGCCUGAUAUAUAUAUAGAGAUGGCUGUGGUUAAAUACAAAUCUUUGAUCCUUUUAUUUCGUUAACUCCUACACACAAUUUCAGGGGUUGUAAACAAAUAUAACUCAAAAAAAUAAUCAAGAUGUCCCCAAUCUGGCCCAAGAAUGCCUCGGGGUCCUGGUGGAGGUGGCCGUGGAGAGGGCAGUCUGGGGUGUCCUACUUGAGACGCCCCACGACCCAGACCCGGAUAAUUGGAGGGAAACAAACGAACUAGGGCAGCACGUUUUAAAGGUUUUUUUGUGCUGUUUAUUGAAAAAAAAUUAGGCUUUAUGUUUGAUUAUUUGGUGAAACUUGGCUUACAAUUAGAUAUUCUGGAUUGACUACACAUUUUACCAGGUCAAUAAUAUAAGAGGGAUU